Impatiens glandulifera is the source of this 584-nucleotide messenger RNA. RefSeq names its product threonine--tRNA ligase, mitochondrial 1-like. Gene Ontology annotation, cellular component: mitochondrion; chloroplast. Gene Ontology annotation, biological process: threonyl-tRNA aminoacylation. The coding region runs from base 1 to 558 and encodes 185 amino acids. Lineage: Eukaryota; Viridiplantae; Streptophyta; Magnoliopsida; Ericales; Balsaminaceae. The record is from RefSeq and is a predicted model, not a curated record. Gene Ontology annotation, molecular function: threonine-tRNA ligase activity. The transcript has 3 exons.
AUGUUUCCAAUCAGUUUCGAAGAAGAACCCACAAAGACGACCUCUUUCUCUUUCAAGACUUGUUCUUCAAUACCCAAGACCUACAAAUUUCAGGGUUUUCCUCCCUUAGACAUUGCUAAGGAGAUAUCCAAGAGCUUGGCGUCCAAUGCUUUGAUUUCAAAGGUUCAUGAAGUUCUGUGGGAUAUGACUAGGCCGCUCGUGGAGGAUUGCGAGCUCAAGUUGUUCAUUUUUGAUAGCGAUGAAAGUCGCGAUACCUUUUGGAAUUCCAGUGCUCAUAUUUCUCGCCUUUUAUCCUAUUCUGUGAGAUAUGUCUUUAGCUGGAUGAUAAAAAUGGUGUCCUCUUAUUCUGUUUGGCAGGCUUUGGAGGUCAAAUAUGGGUGCCAGUUGUGUAUUGAACCUUGCACAACAAGAGGCGAGGGUUUCUUUUAUGAUGCUUACUAUGGUGAUCUGGGCCUCAAUGAGGAACAUUUUAAAGGGAUUGAAGCACGAGCAGCGACUGCAGCUUCGGUACUCUUAUAUAUUGCACAACUGCUUUAUGAAUCUCAAAUGCCUGUUUAAGUUUAUUCUUUUUCUCCUACAGGUAG